Molecule: messenger RNA, 2621 nt
Organism: Psammomys obesus (fat sand rat)
Lineage: Eukaryota; Metazoa; Chordata; Mammalia; Rodentia; Muridae
Gene: Fam114a2
Product: family with sequence similarity 114 member A2
Exons: 14
Coding region: 115-1584 (489 amino acids)
Source: RefSeq, a predicted model, not a curated record
UCCGUACGGAGGUCAGGCGCACUUCCGCGAGGUCGGAGCGGCGAGCGGGCGGCGGCGGCCGCGGUGAGGGCUGGUGUCGGGACAGCGGGGCUUCCAGCAGGUGAUGUUCUAGUCAUGUCAGAUAAGGAUGCUACAGAGACUCCAACAGUAACCCAAGCAGCCCCGAUCCUUAACGAUGGGAACUGUGAGCCAGCGGAGAAGCCGGAGAGUAAAUCUCAGCCUGUAGUGUCCACUCGGAAAAGACCAGAAAUCAAACCUUCCAAUGACCUCGAGGCUUCCGAAGUUCUUCCUGCUCAGGAGACUGUUUCUAAAGAUGCACCGCAGACUGGAUGGGGCUAUUGGGGCAGCUGGGGCAAGUCUCUACUCUCCUCAGCCUCAGCUACAGUAGCUACAGUAGGACAAGGUAUUUCCAAUGUCAUUGAGAAGGCAGAGACUUCUCUUGGGAUUCCCAGCCCUACUGAAAUUUCAGCUGAAGCCAAGCAAGCAGCAGGAGAAACAAUUGCCAGGGAGAAGGAAAGCUCACCAGUGGCCAGGCCGUUCGGGAUGCUCUCGACCAUCUCAACAGCUGUGCAGAGCACGGGUAAGAGUGUUAUCAGUGGGGGUUUGGAUGCCUUGGAAUUCAUUGGGAAGAAGACAAUGGAUGUUAUAGCAGAAGGGGAUCCUGGAUUUAAAAGAACCAAGGGCCUGAUGAUCCGGAAUUCUACAUUGUCACAGGUUUUACGAGAGGCUAAGGAUAAAGAAGAACAGUGUCCCUCCAAUGAGGUAACCAUGGAAACAGACAAGAAAACUCAUUAUGGGCUACUCUUUGAUGAGUUUCAAGGCCUUUCACAUCUAGAAGCUCUGGAAAUGCUUUCCCGAGAAAGUGAAAUAAAGGUGAAAUCUAUCCUUAGUUCUCUGAGUGGAGAAGAAUUACAGACAACCAGACUUGAGCUAGAGCAGCUCAAAGAAGCAUUUUCCCUAGCAGAGUUCUGUGAGGAGGAAGAGGAAGAGAGCCAAGGGGAUGAAGAUUUUACCAAGGAGAUAACAGAACUAUUUGCUCAGCUUCAUGUCUCUUCUAGACCAGAGAAACUUGCCAGGGCAAGAAAUAGAGCCUACGAAUGGAUCAGGACAUCUCUGGCUACGCCAGUAGCAGAGAAAGAAGGAGAACAGUUGGAGGCUGAAAAUACUGAGGAAGCCAAAAAAAAUUCAGUAGAGGCUAUCCAUGCAUUUGCAAUCCGGAGCUUAGCUGAAUUGACUGCCUGCUCAAUUGAACUAUUCCACAAAACGGCAGCGUUGGUUCUGCAUGGCCAGAAGCAGGAGGUGACAGCCUUAGAGAGGAGCCAGACACUCUCCCAGAUGACAGUCAUGCUGUGUAAAGACCUGGGCUCUCUGUCUAAAGAAUUCACCACCUGCCUGACCACUGCUGGGGUCAGAGAGAAGACGGAUGUUCUUAAUCCAUUAAUCACUGCAGUGUUUCUAGAGGCCUCAAACAGUGCCUCCUACAUUCAAGAUGCCUUCCAGCUUCUCCUGCCUGUGCUGCAGAUCUCUCUCAUCCAGAGCAAGACAGAGUCACCCAGGGGUGAGCCACCAGCCAGAGACCCCUGACAGCAUUGAGGAGCAGAAGUCUACCUGAGAUUGUGAUGGCCGAGAAGCGGACUUUGCUCAGGGAAGCCCUGCAGCCAUGUGAGGCAUUACUGAAUGUGUGAAAACCCAGGCAGGCACAGGUUCACGGGAUGCUUGCUUCUCAGUGCGGCUGAUGCUCUUGAUGCACUUGGGUCCUCACACAGCUCUUUCCAGCCUCAUAGUAAAGUAUUUGAAACAACGUAUUUCCAGAAAGUCAGCAGGGUAUUCUAGCAAAAAUGCCGAACGUUCUUAGAAAUCUCAGAAAACACUAACAAGUUUCUCAUGGAUGUAAUUUGCAGCCAGUGGGUAAAGUUGUUAAAUGGAACAGAACAAAACCUGAAUUUGGUAUCCCGGGGUUUCGAUAGUCUUGGUACCCUGGGUUUUUUCCUUUCCAGAAUAAAGCGUGUGUAGCUUUUGGAGAACUGAGACUGCAUAAGCCCCAAGUAAGAUGGUCAGACAGAGUCCUCUGCCUUUUCAUCUCUGUAGAUGUUUGACAUGUAGGAGAGACUUGUACCAUGGGUAUGAAUGAUAGCUAAGUGUUCUUUGGCUUCACAUGACACUUUCCCCACGAGACCCCUACUUUCUUUGUUUAGGACCAUGUAGCUGCAAGCUGCCGAUGCUGAGUCUCUUUAGGCUGCAUUGUGCCCACCCGGCCUGAGGCUGCACUCACGAAGGGUGCAUUCUCCAGCUGCCAACUGCAGAGGGGAGAGGUUCUUUUGGUGAUGAGGUUUUCAUUGAGUCCUAUGGAAAUGUUCACUUCUAACAGGAUUUAGCAUCAGACAUAACACAUUUUCCUUUCGUUAUUCUUUUGUUUUAAUGUAUUUGUUGUUGUGCUUUGAGAAAAGUUCAACUGCCAUCCUAUUCUCUUAAGCUUUCUUCACAAUUUUUAACAAUUAAAAGCUAUUUUGGUAUCCAGGCUUUUUAAAAAUGUUUGUUAACUUUGUGGUUUUUAGUGGCUCUGGUAAAGAAGCCCUACCUUCAUCUUUGAAACCCGUUACAAUAAAAUAUAAUUAUACUGA